Molecule: messenger RNA, 4635 nt
Organism: Acipenser ruthenus (sterlet)
Lineage: Eukaryota; Metazoa; Chordata; Actinopteri; Acipenseriformes; Acipenseridae
Product: phosphatidylinositol-3-phosphatase SAC1-B-like
Exons: 20
Coding region: 133-1893 (586 amino acids)
Biological process (GO): phosphatidylinositol dephosphorylation
Cellular component (GO): endoplasmic reticulum
Molecular function (GO): phosphatidylinositol-4-phosphate phosphatase activity
Source: RefSeq, a predicted model, not a curated record
ACAAUUGAUUGUACAUUUCACAAACUGAGUCUCCACGAGGGUGUGGAAAUGUCAGCCGCUGAGUCCCGUCAGCCUUUGCUGCGCUUCUAACUCACUGACACGUCACUGAGGUCAGACAGACCUGGAGUAAAGAUGGCGAUUGCUUAUGAGAGCUUCAAACUGCACACAACCCCUGAGAAGUUUUACAUAGAAGCCUGUGGUGAUGGAGCUAAUGAUGUUCUUGCCAUCGACAGGGUGUCGACGGAAAUUAUCCUCACAGUUAAGAAGGACAUCCCUCCCUCUGCUGUCACUAGACCAAUAUGUGGAAUUAUGGGAACAAUUCGUCUGGUUGCAGGCAUGUAUCUUAUCAUAAUUACGAAAAAGAAAAAAGUUGGAGAUUUGUUCGGUCACACCAUCUGGAAAGCUACAGAAUUUGACAUCAUUUCUUACAAAAAGACUGUGCUGCACUUGACAGAUAACCAGAUGCAAGAUAACAAGUGUUUCUUAGCCAUGCUCAACAACGUAUUGAACACGGAUGGGUUUUACUUUGCUACCAACUAUGACCUGACACACUCCUUACAGCGGUUGUCCAACACCAGCCCAGAGUUUCAAGAAAUGAGCUUACUUGAGAGGGCAGAUCAGAGGUUUGUAUGGAAUGGGCACCUUCUGAGAGAGUUCACAGCACAGCCUGAGCUCCACAAAUUUGCAUUCCCAGUGCUCCAUGGAUACAUUGUAGUGAAAUCUUGCUGUAUUAAUGGAAAAUACUUUGACUGGAUCAUUAUCUCGAGGAGAAGCUGUUUCAGGGCUGGGGUGCGAUACUAUGUCAGAGGUAUUGAUUCAGAAGGUCAUGCUGCUAAUUUUGUUGAAACGGAACAAAUAGUCCAGUACAGUGGAAACAAAGCUUCUUUCGUGCAGACUCGUGGAUCAAUGCCAUUUUUCUGGUCACAAAGACCUAACCUCAAGUACAAACCAAAGCCACAAAUCAGCAAAACUAUCAAUCAUAUGGAUGGCUUCCAGAGGCAUUUUGACUCGCAAAUUAUCAGCUAUGGAAAACAAGUGAUUUUAAACUUGAUAAACCAGAAGGGCUCUGAAAAUCCGCUGGAGCAGGCUUUUGCAAAAAUGGUGACGAGUCUGGGUAAUGGAAUGGUGAAGUACAUAGCGUUUGAUUUCCACAAGGAGUGCAGCAAAAUGAGAUGGGAACGACUUCAGAUUUUAGUGGAUCGGGUUGCAGAGAUGCAAGAUGAGUUUGGUUACUUCAUGGUGGAUUCAGAUGGGAAGGUCCUGAUGCAGCAGGAAGGCACAUUCCGUAGCAACUGCAUGGACUGUCUGGAUCGCACUAACGUGAUUCAGAGCCUGUUGGCACGUCGCUCUUUGCAGUCACAGCUACAGAGACUUGGAGUUCUUCAUGUUGGACAAAGGAUCGAAGAGCAAGAUGAUUUUGAAAAUAUAUACAAAAAUGCAUGGGCAGACAAUGCUAAUGCAUGUGCCAAACAGUACGCCGGGACAGGGGCCUUGAAGACUGAUUUUACAAGGACUGGCAAGAGGACUCAAUGGGGGCUGGUCAUGGAUGGCUGGAACUCGAUGAUCAGAUACUACAAAAACAACUUUUCAGACGGCUUCAGACAAGAUUCCAUAGAUCUAUUCCUUGGUAACUACGCCGUGGAUGAAGCCGACAGCUCAACACCUCUCCAUGUGCAAAAGGACUGGAAGUUCCUCACUUUGCCUAUCAUCAUGGUUGUUGCUUUCUCCAUGUGUAUUAUAUGUCUCCUCAUGGCAGGUGACACUUGGACAGAGACCUUAGCCUAUGUGCUCUUCUGGGGAACAGCCAGCAUUGGGACCGCAGCCAUCAUUCUUUUCAAUGGCAACGAGUUUGUAGAUGCUCCGAAGCUUGUUCAGAAGGAGAAAAUGGACUGAAUCUGUGUGUGUGGAAAGCAGGUCGGUCACCAGGAUUCCUCUUUGCACACUUGGAGUCUGUACUGACCUGCUUUCCACACAUGCGAAAGAGGAUUUUUAUCAAGAUAAAAAUAUAAGAAAAAAAAAAAUGUUCUUGGCUGUUAAUGGUGGCGGUAUGCUUUUGGGAUCCAAGAGUUUGUCUUUAUCUGAAAUGUAGAACAUCUCAUCAGUGAAUGGCACCUUACUAGGGGUAAUAUAAAUACUUGGUUUUAUUUUAAAGCUAGCCAUACUGUACUUGUCUGAAGUUCUCUCAUCAAUGUCCAAAUUUAACAUCUACACACAAAUAUUAUGUUUCUAAUAAUAUGUACCUCUAUGUAUUGAUCUGAGUGUGUGUUACAGACAAAUGGAAGACAUUUUAAUGCAUGUCUUACACAGAGCAAAACUCAUAUAGUAAAAUAAAGGUUUGGGCAGCAUAUAGAUUCCUAUAUACCUGUAUCCCAAGCAUGUUUUACAUGUAGAUCUCUACCACUGGCAUAAUAACCAGGAGGCCUUGCACUAAUAUGAGCUAAAAAUAAUGGUUUUAUAAGCUACACUAAAGAACAAAAUACCCAUAACUGUUUUGUUUUUAUCCCUGUAAGUUGCCAUGUUGAUGGGAUAUUCUGCUCUGUUCUUGUGAAUUACCUUUCCUUUCUGUUAAUCGGUUUCGCAGCAUAUUUGAUUUGUUACUGAUCUGUACUGUUGGUUUUUGUCUUUUACUACUUAAUUUUUUUUCUUCUGACACUCGGCUUGCCCAGUGCAGUUAUCCGAUCUCACCUGUCUUCCCAAUAUGUUUCUGUGCAAUGGAGGAAGUGUAUAUUAUUAUAUAUUACCAGUAAUAGUGUAUAUUAUAAUAUGAGCUGUUUCAUUCUGAUACUGGUUUUCAGGAUGAAAGAAUCAGAGAAUGUAAAAUCAGUUGAUAUGCCUUUUUAUGUAUCUUUCCUUUUUAAUUCAGAAAUCCAAAGCAUAAUGCAUAUUGACAGUAUUAACAUAUUUGUUAUACUGUUUGUUUUCCAAUCAUCUUUUUUUUUCUGUUUAUUGAUAACUUUACAAUAACCAAUUAUUUAAUAUUAGGCUUGGGAACUCUGGUUUGUUCUAUUCCAAGGUGCACAUAACCUGCAAUAUGUAUUUUCUCUGCAUGACAUUCAUAUUCUUUUAUAAUAAGCAGUUUACUUUUCAAAAUAUAAGGCUUUAUUUAUUACAAAGGUUUUUGUUCUUGGGAUGUGUGUAAGCUGGAACGAGGUACUAACUGGCACUGGUAAGGAAACACUAAUUCCUGUGACCAACUCAAGCUUGUCUUCAAUGUGAUCUCUAUAACAAAAGAAUAACAUAAUUGUCUUUUUUUUUAUUAUUAUUUAUUUAUUAUUUUUAGUUAAUCUAUUUUACAAAACUAUUUCCUUGUAAUUACAUAUGUAGUACAAAUAAAAUGUCAGUACAAAUUAAAAAUACAAGUAGAGCUGGCAGAUCUGUACAUGUCUGUUCCCAUUAUAUUAUUGAUUGACAAAAUAAUUUAAAAAGUAAGCAAGAUCCUUAUAUGACGUGAGUAUUAAUGAUGCAUUCUUUUGGAUCUGUGUUUAACUUAACAUUAUGUUCUGAAAGGACAAAAGUACAGUUUAUAUAGUAGCAUAUGACUCGGGAUUUAUUACGUCUGCCUUUGCAGGGAUAAUUUAUGCCAAUGUCGUAAAUGAUAAUUAGCUGUAUUCCAUCUUAACGUCAUGCAGUGUAGUUGCAAAUAUCAGUUAGAGAUGGGCAAGCUCAGAUUUUUAUUUUGUUCAAAGCUUUUCUUCUGUGUGAGCUUAAGGAAUGGUUUAUGGAGUUCCUUUCAAUAGUCAGAUUUUAACUACAUGGAUCUGAAAGCUUACCCUUCCGUUUCCAGUCUGCAACAUGUUUAAAAAGACCAAACUGCACUCAAGCUUCCAAAAUGGAUAUGCCAUAAAAUGUGAUAUUAAUAGGAGCAUUAGACUAAGCCUGAAGAAAUACAUUUCUAGUUGUAGUCCUGAUGCAGUAGAAGCAGAAUGCUACAGCAGUGUUUGCAUCCUAAACGUUUUCGGUGCCUCUAGUGAUUGAGAGAGUUGCAUGCUCUUUUUGUACAAAAAACAAACAAACAAACAUAAAUAACAGCCUUAUUGUGCAUUGCUGCUUAGUGAUUGUGUCUUCUGGAACUUGGGAAACAAUGUUGUUUUAUUACUGGAAAAAGACAAACAUCAAGGUUUAACCCUUCUAGUGACACCAAUGAGCCAUCCAAAUCCAUCUUUGUGGUUGUCUUUGGAGAGUUGUCAGGGGAUUAAAACAAGACCUGCAUUACAUUGCUUGCCAGGGUUUAUAGUCUGACUAAUUGGUUUACAAAAUAUCCCGAACAAACUGAGUGCUUUAGUUUGCUGUAAAUAAUUCCUAUCUAUCCCUGCUGUCUCAGUACAAGCACACAUUUUCUUGUGUGUGUGCACUGCUUACUAACCAUAUAGAGGAAAAGGUGGAAGGUUUCAAACCGUAAUGCAAUGUAAGCCUUAUCAUGCCUUUUUGUGGGUCACUGUUCUUAGUCCAUGAAGGGGGGAAUGGUUUUAGUGGAUGAAGGCAAGUAUACUGAAUGGUUUCAUCUUUGCAUCUUUUUUUCUUGCUGUUCUACAAUAUUGAAACGCCUAUCUCUUUCUGACCACUGUCAUUCCAUGUUUUAAGUGGUUUGUUUUGUUUCAAAGAUUUAAUAAAAUCUCAGAUGGAAAACAAUAACAA